Molecule: messenger RNA, 5023 nt
Organism: Monodelphis domestica (gray short-tailed opossum)
Lineage: Eukaryota; Metazoa; Chordata; Mammalia; Didelphimorphia; Didelphidae
Source: RefSeq, a predicted model, not a curated record
CUCCGCGCCGGGUUGCUUGGUCUGUUGGGCUUCUUGCCCCUCAAAUGUCGGAGAAUCGGCUGCCGCGCUUAGUCCACCUGCACAGUGAUUAACUGAGGGGCGUUCGUUAAUGACUAGCUGGCACCUGCGCUCCUGGGAUAGGGUGGCCCUUGUGCCCAUCGGGGUUUGCUCUGCUCGGAAGCAAAGGAGAAACCGGAAGAGUCGGCGCCCCCCUGCUUUCUGACUGGCUGGACCAAUAGCACUUGACCUAGGAUUUUAGCUGGGUACCCCGAGAGGAAAAAGCGGCAGCCUCUGCCAUCGCUGAAUCGCGAAGGGGUCUGAAUUUGAAGUCAGCCCCGCCAGCCACCUCCCCCUUCCUCUUUCAGAGGUCAUGGCCAAGGCUAGCGCUCUAGAAAGUCUCCAGGUGGAGGCGAGCUGCGCGAUCUGCCUGGAUUAUCUAAAAGACCCAGUGACCAUCGACUGUGGCCACAACUUCUGCCGUACUUGCAUCCUCCGCGCCUGGGAGGAGCUGGAGGAGCACUUCCCGUGCCCAGUGUGCCGCCGCCGAUUCCCUCUGCGGAUUUUCCGUACCAACCGGCAGCUAGGCAAUGUGGCGGAGAUCGUGCGAAAGCUGAGCCCCAAGUGCAGCAAGCGGAGACGGCCCGAAGAAGCGGUGUGCGAGAAGCACCAGCAGGCGCUGAGCCUCUUUUGCGAGAAGGAGCGCGAGGUGGUAUGCCUUAUGUGCUGCAUUUCGUGCGAACAUCGCGACCACCGCGUGGGCCCCGUCGACCAGGCGGCCGCGAGCCACAAGAAGAAGCUGCGCGCCUACCUGGGGCCGCUGCAACGGCAGGUGGAGGACUUGCGCCACUUCUUGGCGGGCGAGCAGAGGAAGCCCGGCUUGCUGCGGGAGAAAGUGGAGAACCGACGGCAGAAGCUCCAGUCGGAGACUGAGAAGCUGCACCACCUUCUGGACGAGGAGCACCAGGCGGUGCUGCGGAGGCUGGAGGACGAGGAGAAGGACAUCCUGCAGAAGCUGAGCGAGAACGUGGCCAUGCUCCUGGACCACGAUACCAUGCUACACAAACUUAUCUGCGAGAUCCAGGAAAGAUGCCAGCUCCCGUCGGUGGAGGCCCUCCGGGGAAUCAAGCACAUCGUCAGCAAGUGCGAGAGCGCCAAGAUUCCGGCUGCUGUCUCCCUAGAGCUGAAGGAAGACAUCUGCAGCUUCCCCCUGCAGCAUUUUGCGCUCAAGAAGAUGAUCAAGAAGUUUAAAGUGGACAUCACUCUAGACCCGGCCACAGCGCACCCCAAUCUGGUCCUCUCGGACGACCGCAAAAGCGUGAAGUUUGUUGAGAAAAAGCAAGAUCUCCCGGACGUCCCGGAGAGAUUUACAUUUUACCCGUUUGUCUUGGGUUCCGAAGGCUUUUUGUCCGGCAGAUAUUAUUGGGAGGUGGAGGUCGGAGACAAGACUGAGUGGACUCUGGGGGUCUGCUAUGACUCAGUAACCAGGAAAGGGAAGAUUAAUUUAUCACCUGCGGAUGGCUACUGGAGACUGAGGUGGGACAAGAAUGGAUACACUGCCCACACGAGGACCCCCAAUAUCCUGCUCCUAAAAAUAAAGCCGAAGCGAAUUGGAGUUUUUCUGGACUAUGACUUGGGGGAGGUUUCCUUUUAUAAUGUGAAUGACAGGUCUCAUAUUUAUACCUUCGCUGAUACUUUUACAGAAAAACUUAGACCUUUUUUCUACCCUGGGGUCCAUUCAUUGCCUCUUAUUCUGAGACCAGUAACAGAUUGGGAAUGAUUUUUUUUUUCUUACGGUUUCUAGGGUAGGUUAAGGGGUUAAUGCCAACAUUUCUGGAUUCUUUUUCAUAAUUUACCGCCAGUAACCAUCAGGAUGUUAUUUCAAAGAGAGGAAGAGAGGGGAGUUAAUAGAAAAUACUUAAUUUUUUCCAGGUAGAUAGGAAAAAAAUACUAAUCAUAUUUUACAUUUUUAGAAACAGAGAACUCAAAGGUUAUGACUUGAUCUUAUCUCACCAUUAAAAAAAUUUCAGAACUGGGUUUUUUAAACUGGCAUUCCAAGAGGAAGUGUUGAGUUGCUCAUCUGUCUUAAGCUCUUAAUUUUAUAGGUUAGACACACACACACAGACACACACACAUACACACACCAUUUCCCUGAAGAAACACUGAACUCCUAUGUGUGUAACCACUGUCACAAAGUUUGUCGGUUUAUAUAUGGUGUCAGUGUUUUGUCAAAAAAAUUGGUAAUGUUUUUUUCUCCUCUUGAUAGUCCUAAAAAGAAAAAUGCAUGAUUUUAUGGUUUAGAGCCAAAUGUCUCUUUCUAUGGGAAUUUUAGUUUUAGAACUUUCCCUUAGGGCUCUCUCCCAUUCCUUGGAACACACACAACCCUUAAAACUAGCAGUGGGAGCUAACGUCUAAUCCAUUUAUCAUUGUAAUGUGUGUAAUACCAUAAGAUUUUAUUUUACACUUCUUUAAUUGCUAGUAUGUGCAUUCUUUGGUUUGAUCUUAUAGUUAAACUGUUGGAUUUUUUUUUAAAGCAUUGUCAGCAGAAAUGAAAAUGCUACCAUUGCUCUCAUUUUUCUCAGCAUUGAAUGUUAAUACUUUAGAUUUUGUAAAAAGAUAUUAGACAUUUAAAAUGAUUUUUCAAUUUGGGAAAAAAAAAACUUUCACAAAAGGACCUAGUUAUGGGGAUAGGUAGUGCCUGGCACUUAGCUGAAUGGAUCUAAGCAAGUUAGCUUUGAGCCUCAGUUUCCUUAUUUAGAAAAAGAGGAUGCUGCCUACCUCACAAAGUUGUUAGAAGCUUUGUAAAUCUUAGAAAUACUCUUUUAUUUUAAUGCUAGGAACUGAAACAACUUGACACUCAAUAAACUGUGGACAUCAUUUAUAUUUUCAUCUUUAGUAUGUAUUUUACAUAAUUGUGAUCUGCACAUAAUCUGAAUUUUUCUUCACAUGAACAUUUUCAUCUUAAUUUUAAUGCCUAUGCAGUAUUCUAUCUUGGUACUAUAAUUUAGUGAGUUAUCCCCUUGGCUAUCAGGCAUUUUGCUUUCUUCUGGCUUUGACUUACAGCUCUGCUUUGAUCAGUUUUUUUCCUUUGGAAUUGAGGCUUAUUAGUGUUCACUCCAAGAAAUAGAUUAGAGGAAACAACUCUAGCUCUUAUUUUCUCUCUAGAAAAAAAACUGGACCAGUUUUUAGUUUCAUUGUUUUCCCCUUCUCUCAUUCUGAUUCUCUCAUUCUGAUCAGUGCUAGUUCUAAUAGUUGAAUAAUUGUACCUUAAAGAUUUUUUUUAAUACCAUAGAGUUUUGAUGAGCCUGUCUUUUAAUUUUUACCUUGGAACUGCAUUUUAUCUUAUUUGCUCAUUUUCUCAUGCCUAAUAUUUUUAGAUCUGAAUGUAAAUCUUGACACAUGUAAAUUUGGAUAGUAAACUAACUAAUGAUAUUUAUCAUUUUUUCCCAUUCUGUCUCUUUUUUCCCCCUUUGUUUAACACCCUUACCUUUGGUCUUGAAAUCAAUACUAAGUAUUGGUUCCAAGACAGAAGAGUAUUAAGUACUUGAUAAUUGAGGUUAAAUUACUUGCUGAGGGUCUCAAACAGCUAGGAAGUAUCUGAGGCCACAUUUGAACCUAGAAUCUCCUAAGCUACCCUUAGUUCUUAUUCUUUUGUUAUAUUUUACUACAUUAACUUAAAAAAAAGUUUUCAUUUUAUACAAAAGAUCAAGUUUAUCUGGAAUGGUACCAUCCAUGGAUUAUGUUUGGAGAAAUUCUUUUAUUUUUUGUUAUUUUUUUUAAACCCGUACCUUCCACCUUAGAAUCAAAUACUGCAUAGUGGUAAGGACUAAGCAAUGAGGAUUAAGUGACUUGCCCAGGAUCACACAGCUAGAAGCAGAACCAGGUUGGCUAUUUACUAUGAACUGAAUUUGACCUAUAUAUAUGGUAGAUAGCAGCAAAGGAUAAUAGAGCAUUUGACUUCAUUCUUUCACUACCUGUGUGACUUUGGGCUAGUAAUUUAACCUCAGCUCUUAAAAUGAAGAUAAUAACACCUUCCCUACCUCACAGAGUUGUGAAGAAAGUGCUAAGUAAACUAUAAAGAUCUAUAGAUGCCUGUGAAUUAAUUAUGGUAGUUUAAGUAUCCCUAAAUGAAAAGGCUGGCAGAUGAUAAACUUUUUCUAAACUAUAAUUACCAGUCAUAACCCAUUUAUGGGAUCAUAGAUUCAGAACUGGACUGCAGAGGUCAUUUAAUCCAACUCUUAUUUUACAAGUAGAUAAAACAAGCCCUGAGUAGGAAGGCUUAUUAUUGGCCUUCAAAGCUAGAUAUUUGCACCCCAGACUAUCACUUCUCACUAUAUCAGAUUGCCUCACCUUUAUUUCUAUAGCAAGUAUAUAGAUAAAAUGAAAAGCUUUGAUAAAUACAAUGGAUUAAAGGAGAACUAGGUAGCACAGGGGAUAAAGUGGAAUCAGAAGACUCCCAAGUGAGUUUACAUCUGCUCUCUGAUAUUUAUUAGCUAUGGAAACCAAGGCAAGUCACUUAAUCCUGUUUGCCUCAGUUUCUUGACAAGAAUACCCCAAAUGGGGUCAUGAAGAGUAGAACACGGAAAUGACUGAACAAUAACAAAGUUCCUUAAUGCAUAGUUCUACUAGGAUAGCUAGAUACAUUUGAACAUUUUUACAUGUGUUUGUAACUUUGGGGUAAAAUCUUAAAUAAUACUAGAAUUGGAAAUGUUUAUAUUUAGGAUUUAUCAUUCCUUUUAUGCCUUCAUAAAUUUGCACCAUGGCCAAAAAAAAAAAAACAGAAGAAAAAUAUUAUUAAUUUCAACUCAUUUUGAAAAUAUUCAUCCAUACUCCAGGCUUAAGAAUAUUACCUAGAUUAAAAACAUUUUAAGCAAUUACCUGAGAAUAAGGGAAAUAAGAAAAAAUUACAAAAAGAACUUUUCUUUGUCUAGAUUGACUUGUCACCUUUGACAUCCCAACUAUUAGAAUGAAUUUGAAGAUGUUUCUGAAAUCCAUGAAUUUACUGAUAUCUUGCGUCUUUAGUCUA